UCCUUAUUCUACACUCACUCAAGCGCAUUCGCAUUCUUACUGAUUUCUCUCCAUUACUUAUAGUAAAGUUAUCUUUUUUUUUAUUUGUCUCAUCAAUCAUAAUGGCCAGUAGCCUGAAGCUUGUUUGUGUCUUGGUUUUGUGCAUGGUGAUGACUGCACCAAUGGCUCUUGCCGUCGACUGUAAUCAGGUGACCAGUGAACUGGCACCAUGCUACGGUUACCUGAUGACUAAUGGUGAGGGUCCUGCCCCGGCAGACUGUUGCAGUGGACUUCAAGCUGUAAACAACGCCGCCCAGACCACAGCCGACCGCCAACAGAUCUGCCAAUGCUUUAAAAAUGCCGCCCAAUCGGCUUCCGGUAUCAACACUAAUACCGCUGCUCAGCUCCCUAGCAAGUGUGGCAUCACUAUUCCUUACCAGAUGAGCGCUUCUACUAACUGCUCCAGCAUCCAGUGAAGUGCAUCAUCUACUGGCGAUUUACUGGUGAAGAGUAAAAUAUGCUAGUA
This is a messenger RNA of Pistacia vera, 505 nucleotides long. RefSeq names its product non-specific lipid-transfer protein 1-like. The record is from RefSeq and is a predicted model, not a curated record. Bases 102 to 455 code for a protein of 117 amino acids. NCBI's taxonomy places the organism in Eukaryota, Viridiplantae, Streptophyta, Magnoliopsida, Sapindales, Anacardiaceae. Gene Ontology annotation, molecular function: lipid binding. The transcript is spliced from 2 exons. Gene Ontology annotation, cellular component: membrane. Gene Ontology annotation, biological process: lipid transport.